UACAACUCUCAAUCAGACUGCCUCCUAGCGAGACAUAUAGAGAUACCUAUCUGGGUUUCAACCUUUCCACUCUUCACGCAUUCCGUUCUCUCGACGCCUCAGCACCUCCAUCGUCUGUUCACUCAAUCUUCCUAACACAAUGUCUGCCGUACUCAGAAUCCUCGCUCGUGCGCAGGAAUAUGUCAUCGACCCUGACAACCUCGACCUCAACUCUACCGACCCUCAGUAUAUCGGGCGAGCCAGGAAGUUUUGUACCUUUGACAAAAAAUGUCCUAUGGAAUGGGCCACGAUUUUCUAUCGACCCACCAUGGUCGGUAACUUGAUCUACCUCCUCAUCUUCCUCGCAUUGUUGGGUGGUCAACUUUGGUACGGAAUCAGGAACAAGACCUGGAAAUACAUGUCUUGCCUCUGCCUUGGUAUCUUUGGCGAGGCAAUCGGAUAUGUUGGCAGAAUCUUGCUUCACGGCAAUCCUUGGAUCAUGAACAACUUCCUAGUCAACCUGAUCUGCCUUACCAUUUCGCCCGCUCUUAUCACUGCUGGUAUCUACCUCUGCCUGAGCCGCGUCAUCACUGUCGUUGGCUCUGAGAACUCCCGCAUGAAGCCCAAGAUGUACACCUGGGUCUUCGUCGGUGCCGAUCUUCUAGCUUUGGUCCUCCAGGCCCUCGGUGGAGGUAUUGCCGCAACUGCUAAGGACUCCAAGGGCUCUAAGCAAGGUACCAACAUCAUGAUCGGAGGUCUCAUCUCCCAGGUCGUCACCAUGGCUCUUUUCUUCGCCAUCUGGCUCGACUUUGUCCUCCGCGUCCGCCGCGCAAGGCUUGCCGGCACUCUUUCCCGCUCUCAGCCUCCUCUCUACGAGGCCCUUCGCUCCACCAGGACUUUCAGCCUUUUCCAGUGGAGCUUGUUCAUCGCCUCCGUCACCAUCUUCGUCCGAUGCGUCUACCGUGUUGCCGAGCUCUGGGAGGGCUUCUCCGGCCACCUUGCCAACGACGAGGCUACCUUCAUGAUCUUCGAGGGUCCCAUGAUCAUCAUUGCCGUCGCUUGCAUGACUGCUUUCCAUCCCGGCCGCGUGUUCGGAGACCUCUGGGUUUCUGCUGGCAACGGCGUUCGCUCUGCUAAGGAGGACUUCCCUCUUGCUGAUGGCGCUGGUGACUGGAAGGCCGAUGACUCCUAUGGACGUGUCUAACCUUGACAUGUAGUGUGCGACAGUCGUAACGGACGCUCAUCGCUUCGCGCAGCGGCUUUGACAGUCGAGCGCCAGCCGCGUCAAGAACUCACAAGAUGAAACGAAUCUGGAGGAAUUAAUACACGACAAUUCUCAC
Messenger RNA from Aaosphaeria arxii CBS 175.79, 1319 nucleotides. RefSeq names its product RTA1-domain-containing protein. The record is from RefSeq and is a predicted model, not a curated record. The transcript has 2 exons. Lineage: Eukaryota; Fungi; Ascomycota; Dothideomycetes; Pleosporales. The coding region runs from base 140 to 1183 and encodes 347 amino acids. Gene Ontology annotation, cellular component: fungal-type vacuole; plasma membrane.